AUGCCGGUCACUCUCCUUAAUAGCAUGCUCUUCCUCGCCACCCUCCACUCCGCCCUCGCAAACCCCGAACCAGCCGAAGCAAAACACGCCCUCUACCCCCGCUCCUGGCCCGUCUACUCCUACUCCGCCGAUGUCAACUCCAUCUACAUCGGCGGUGAUGUGAGCAGCUACGUCCCUUCCGCUUCGUCCGUGGUUGGGGGAUCGUACGAUCCUUCCGUCGUGCCGUCGGCGGCGUUGUCCGAGGUCGUUGGAGCCUCAUCAGCAGUAGGCGGACAGGUGUACUCGUCCUCGAUGCCUGGGUUGUCGUCAAUGGCUGCUGGGGUGACUGGAUCGGCGAGUGCUGGGCCAGCGCCAACGCCGCGGCCGAGCGGGGGAUCAGGUGGCGGUGGCGACGAUGGCGGGCAGAAUCCGAGGCCGGCACAGCAGCAGCAACAACAAGCCAACAGCAACGACGCCUCCACAAGCGGCGUUCCAAGCCCGGCUGAUCUGAACGGCGCGUCGCCUCUUCCUCCUCUAGGCGUGGGCUCGAUGGUGGUCCUCGGGGCUUUGGUCGGGGUCGUGGCGGUGGCUCUCUGA
This is a messenger RNA of Saxophila tyrrhenica, 576 nucleotides long. RefSeq lists its product as uncharacterized. Lineage: Eukaryota; Fungi; Ascomycota; Dothideomycetes; Mycosphaerellales; Extremaceae. The coding region runs from base 1 to 576 and encodes 191 amino acids. The transcript has 2 exons. The record is from RefSeq and is a predicted model, not a curated record.